Parasteatoda tepidariorum (common house spider) is the source of this 2522-nucleotide messenger RNA. Its product is annotated as serine/threonine-protein kinase Sgk2. Gene Ontology annotation, biological process: protein phosphorylation. NCBI's taxonomy places the organism in Eukaryota, Metazoa, Arthropoda, Arachnida, Araneae, Theridiidae. Gene Ontology annotation, molecular function: protein serine/threonine kinase activity; ATP binding; phosphatidylinositol binding. The record is from RefSeq and is a predicted model, not a curated record.
UUUUUCAGCUCAACAAAAGUUUAUACGCAUGUAUAUGUAAUUAAAAAAUAAAUAAAUGCUUUUCUCAAACUUAUUUCACAACUCAUCGGAAAUACAAUGAUAUGAAAUGAUUUUAAAAAAGCAGUAUCCUUGGUGUAGUUCUAGUGAAAAAUUCAACAUUGAACUGGCUGAAGACAUGUUUUUCUCAAAAGAACUGAAAAAACUGUUUAAUCCGUCUGACAUAGGUUAAUCUUUUGAGUUGAUCAAAUUCAGUCAGUUCCAGUUUCAUGAUUAGAGUUGUGAGUUGGUAAACAUCCAUGCAAUAGCAACAGAAGUGUUCCACUGACCGGAGAGUAUCGUCUGUUCUACUUUCGCCUGCGUGUUAAUUGGCUUAUCAGAUCUUCGCGCAGAAAUCAAAACAGAAGUAAAGUUUACUUAAAAUUGCAAGAAUGAAUUGGCUAGUGUUUCAUAAUUAUGAUUACAGUGAUAGAAAAUUCGAGAUGUCUAAUCCCUACUCAGGCCCUUAUUUAGGGAAGAUGAAUGCUGAAAAAGAUGAAAGUGGUACGCCUACAGUUAGUGUGACUAAUUCUGAAACAGUGGACAAGAAUAAAAAGUUUACGGUCUACAAAGUUGUUGUAGAAGCAGCUGGUCAGCAAUGGUAUGUUUUUCGCAGAUAUAAUGAGUUCAGUAAGCUUUUGGAAACGCUCAAGCGCCUCUAUCCUCAUAUUUCCUUGAAAUUACCCGGGAAAAAACUUUUCGGAAGUAAUUUCAGUUCAGAUUUCAUAAAGAAUAGACGCCAAGGACUUAACGAUUUUGUUCAGAAAUUAGUUUCAGAACCACAGCUUUUAGAAUGUCCUGACGUUCGAGAAUUUCUUAGUGUUGAUAAAAUGCUGGCUGCUGCCAGCAAUGUCUCUCCUUUAAACAAAAUGCAAGAUCUAUCCGAAAGCCUUUACUCAGAAGACAAAUCUGGGGAUGAAGUUGAAAAAGAAGAAAAGCCAGUUGAUCUAGGGCCUAAGGAAAAGAAAAAUGUAAAACCUAGCGAUUUUGAAUUUCUCAAAGUUAUCGGAAAAGGCAGUUUUGGAAAAGUGCUGUUAGCUAAACAUAAGGUGGAACAUAAUGUUUAUGCCGUAAAGGUGUUGCAGAAAAAGAUGAUUCUGAAAAGGAAUGAAAAGAAUCAUGUCAUGAGUGAAAGAAAUGUUCUUCUUAAAAAUCUCCAUCAUCCUUUCCUUGUUGGUCUUCAUUAUGCCUUUCAAACGCCUGAUAAAUUAUAUUUCGUCUUAGAUUAUGUAAAUGGAGGAGAACUAUUUUUCCACUUGCAACGAGAGAGGUAUUUUCAAGAGCCUAGAGCUCGGUUCUAUGCAGCUGAAAUAACAAGUGCCAUUGGAUAUUUACAUUCGGAAGGAAUUAUAUAUAGGGAUUUAAAGCCGGAAAAUAUUCUUCUAGAUUAUCAGGGACACGUUGUUCUGACAGACUUCGGUUUAAGCAAAGAAGGCCUUGCUGAGAAAGACACAACCACUACAUUUUGUGGUACUCCUGAGUAUUUGGCACCGGAAGUUUUGAGAAAACAAGCGUAUGACAAAUCAGUGGACUGGUGGUGUCUUGGAGCUGUUCUUUAUGAAAUGAUGUAUGGUUUGCCUCCAUUUUAUAGCAAGGACACAAUGGAAAUGUACCAAAAUAUUCUCAACAAGCCACUACGUUUGAGAACAAAUAUUUCAAUUCCAGCUCGGAACUUACUAGAAGGGCUAUUGCAGAAAGAUAAAAAUAAAAGAUUAGGUGCUGUUUCAGAUGUAGAGGAAGUUAAAAAGCACGAUUUUUUCCGAGCAAUCAAUUGGACGGAUUUAGAAGCUAAAGCAAUACCUCCUCCCUAUAAUCCGAACGUCAGAGGAAAAAUGGAUCUGAAAAAUAUUGAUCCAGAGUUUAUCAGAGAACCUGUACCAGCUUCACUAGCACGUUCUCAGAGUUUAAGUGCAAGUGUUCAAGAUGCUGAUGUCUCAUUUGUUGGAUUUUCAUACGCUCCGCCAAAUGAACUUUGAACUUUGUUUAAAAAAAAAGAGAUAGUGCAAUUGUUUUUGUUAAAAUGUGUCCUAAAAGUGUCUAUUUGUUGAAAAUGUAACAGUAUUUAACUUUAUUUGUAUUAUUUACUGAAUACAUAAUUGUGGGCAAAGGAAAAUUCUAAGACAUAUUUAAAGAGAUUAUUAAGGAGUUGAAGUAAGGAGAUUAGUUAAGUUACUGGAGAAGCAUCUUAAUGCAUUAACUUUAGAAAACGCCAUUUAUAAUUAUUUUUGGAAUAAAUAUUUCUAAAUGGUUAUCAAAAUUUUUAAAAGCUUAACAAGUUAAAAUAUUAAACAUCAUAUGGGAGCUACUUAACAUUUUAAAAUUAUUUUUUUAUACAGUAAGUAAUUUUUUAUUAACAAAUGUACACAAUUUUAUAUAAAAAAAGAGAAUAUUUAUUUUUAUGUUAAAUAAUUUAUUGUAUUUUGAAAAUACUCAACUGUUGAAUUUAUGUUGAAAUGUUAUAUAAUUAAAAUUAUCCUAAAAAAGCA